Molecule: messenger RNA, 5496 nt
Organism: Astyanax mexicanus (Mexican tetra)
Lineage: Eukaryota; Metazoa; Chordata; Actinopteri; Characiformes; Acestrorhamphidae
Exons: 10
Coding region: 3962-5065 (367 amino acids)
Source: RefSeq, a predicted model, not a curated record
UGACACUCAUGUUCACUCACUGGGUGAUUCGUUCACUAAAUGUACUAUAUAGACUUGUAUAUAGACUUGACAAAUCUUGAUUGCAUUUUUUUCUUUUGUACCCCAGGUGGUGAAAAGGAGAUGCACAAUACAAAUUCACAGGUUUGUUGUCUUGAACAGAGGUAAGUCUCACUCUUGAAGCGUGAUGCAGUGAAACAGCAUGGCUUCUUACUGGUCAAAGAGACGGAAGAUAAACAAGGAAGUAAGCAGGAUAGAGAAAGAGAUCUUGCAAGAGUUUGAAAAAACUGUUAAGACAGUACCACAUGGGAGCAAAAGCUUCCAGAGUGAAGAUCCCUCAUUUGUGAAUUUGGCUAGGGCAAACACUGUUGAGCCAUGCACACAGAGUUCAGCUUCAGGUGAAGCCAGCUCUGCCCAUGCUAAUGAUGACAUGGCUGAGUCUGAUGGUGAUUCUGAACCAUGUGCUGUUGUUGGCAGUUUCUCUAGUGACUCAGCUGGUGGUUCAUAUGAAGAUACACCAAAGGAGAGUAUGCUGUACAUGAGCUUAAAACACUGGGCAACAAAGUUUUCAAUUUCACUGGUUGCUCUGUCAGCACUCCUGUGUAUUCUGCGGGUGUUUCACCCAGAACUUCCAUGUGAUGGAAGGACACUCCUUCGCACACCAGCAAAUGUACCCACUCGUAAAAUGGGAAAUGGGCAGUACUACCACUUUGGUUUAGAACAAGGGUUGCUCUCUAGGUUGAAGUGUCUAGUUUUGCCUGCAGGUAUCAACAAACUGAAACUGCAGUUCAACAUUGAUGGCCUUCCUUUGUUUAAAAGUUCAAGGCUACAGUUUUGGCCAAUUCUUGGACUACUCGAAUGUGAUUACACCAGGACCCCCUUUGUGGUUGGUAUUUACUGUGGAGCUGGGAAACCUGCCAGCGUCUUUGAGUUCUUGAAGGAAUUUACAAAGGAUUUGACCCAUGUGCUGACUAGUGGAAUUGUGUACGGUGGCAGAUCUUUUCAGGUACUUCUUUCAGCCUUUGUGUGUGAUGCUCCAGCUCGUGCAUUUGUCAAGCACGUGAAAGCUCAUAAUGGUUACUCUGGCUGUGAUAAAUGUACACAGGCUGGUGUUUGGAAGAACAAGAUGACAUUUCCUGAUACUGCAGUUAAACCUAGGACUGAUGCUGAUUUUGCAGCUAUGGUUGAUGAAGACCAUCACCUAGAACAAAAACCUAGCCCUUUGGCAAGUGUGGUAAAAAUGGUUUCUCAGUUCCCUAUAGAUUACAUGCAUCUUUGCUGUCUUGGGGUAACAAGAAAACUUCUGUACUUCUGGCUGAGAGGCAAAAAUUUGAAGACAAGGGUUCAGUCUCAUGUAGUCCGUUUGAUUUCUAGCAAGCUUGUAGCGCUACGUCCUCACACUCCUGUUGAGUUUGCACGCAAGCCAAGGGACCUGACUGAGGUGGACCGGUGGAAAGCCACUGAGCUAAGACAGUUCAUGUUGUACUCUGGCCCUGUUGUCCUUCGAGAUUGUCUGCCUAGCGAGCUUUAUGACAAUUUUAUGCUGUUCUCUGUUGCCAUGCGUGUACUCCUGUCUCCAGGCAACAAUGAACAAAUGGUGAAAUUUGCUCAUGAUCUCCUUGUGUCUUUUGUGCAUCACUUUGGGAAACUGUAUGGAAGUGAUGAAGUUGUGUUCACUAUACACCAGUUGAUUCACUUAGCCGAUGAGUACAGACACUUUGGUCCACUUGACAAUGUGUCAGGGUUUCCUUUUGAGAAUUAUUUGUGUCAGAUUAAACGCCUCCUACGCAAACCGCACCAGCCGUUACAGCAAGUUGUUAAAAGACUAUCGGAAGCAAAACCGGCUUUGGUGGAAAUGCCUCCAGGUGAGGCUACUGUUGCAGGCUUGCAUUACAGUGGUCCAUUACCUUCUCAGUUUUGUCAAGCUGAGCAAUUCAGAAAGGUUACUUCCAGAGAAUUCUGCUUAUCCACUGAGACUGGUAAUAAUUGCAUGGAGGUUGCAGGUGAGAUUGGUGUGAUCAAGAAUAUCAUCCGGGACAAUGGAAAUAUUUUUCUGCUGUUUCAUAAAUUCAGAUACUGUGAACCUUACUUUGAGUAUCCAUGUACCUCAGCAUAUAUUGGUUGUUACAGGGUGCGUGAGUUAUCUGACAGUCUGGCAGUGGUAAAGCUUUCAGUCAUACAAAGAAAGUGUGUUCUUUAUCCUGUAGAUAAUGGCUCUGUAGUCUUUCCUAUGCUUCAUAAAUAGACAUCUGUAGAGAACACACCUAAACUUCUGAGGACUUAAUAAUUAUAGUUUUAUUAGGAACAACUGCCAGAUUUCAAUGUCUACCUUAAUAGGCUCUAUUUAGUUAAUUUGCUUUUGAACUAAAGCUAGAAGGCUACAUCUGCUAAUGGUCAAUUACGUGAAUAGGCCUUUCAAUUCCAUCAAAGCAUAUUACUAGAAUAUCAAACUGCUGUUGACUGUCAAAAAUGUCUGAAUCUGUUUUAGGAUUUUACCAGCCUAGAUUCUGUUUGGAGUUGCUGCCUGUAGCAGUGGGGUUUUAUUCACUUUUAUAUGUUAUGCUAUGUUGUAAAUGGGGCUGCAACUAAUGAUUAUUUUGGUUGUUCACUAAUCUGUUGAUUAUCAGUUGAUUAAUCAGCAAUUAUUUCUUCCUCCAUCUCUGCUUCCUGUGGAUGCAGCUCCUGUUCCUAGCAUUCUCUAUCACUUCUAAACAAAAAAAACAGCGGGCAUGGAAUUUAAAUGCCUGAUGUUUAAAUGUGGAAUGUUAUAUUUUGUGAUUAAAUAUGUAAUCUUUUUACACACUUUCAUUGUGUUUCUGUCCCCAGCACUUUGUGUAGAGUAGCAAAGUACAAAUUAAUUAUUGGUUGACUAAUUUUUGUUUUAGUCGACAUUGUCGAUUUAUGUUUACUGAUUUAGUGCAGCCCUCAAAAAAUCUGAAACCAUAAACAAGAUUAGGUUGUGGAUUGGUUGAUACAGUCUUGAUGAAAUUUGAUGGAAUUUGCGACCAUUACGAUUUUUGCUUUCCGACAGCAUUAGCCUUGCUGCUCCCGUUCUGAAAAAAAGCAUUCUGUGUCCAAACAUGCCUGGCUUACUGCAUAAAUUUUAACUAAGAUAGGGAAAAUAACACUUCUGGGUGAACAUUCAUUUUUUUUUUUUAGUUUUUUUUUUUUAGUUUUUUUUUUUUUUUUACAGGAGAACGCUGAUGUGAAAUUGACUUAGGGUGUGGUGAAUCAUGUUAACUUGUAAAAAUCUCUGACAAGUACCCCACCUCUUUUUGCCCCAGCAUUCUAAUACACAGCUGUUAUUUGAUCUAUAAAAUUAACAAGGUUCAAAUUAAAUCCGCACUUCAUUGGUAGAAUUUAGAGGUACUUGACAUUUAAAAAGAGGCACUUGAGAACUUUGAAAGUGCACAGGUAGUUUAUUUAAAAAAAGUGUUUAUACAGACAGUACUUUGAGGUAGUUAUUAUCUGGGGUGCUGCCAUCUUGAGGUUAACUCCCAAAUCCAGUUGCGCUCUCUAUUCACUCUGCCAAUCCACUCUAGCUCUGUUAUGCAUGUUGGAAUUUCUUCUAUGUCAAGAGAAUGUAGAACGGAAUGGGAUUGGGAGUUAAUCUCAAAAUGGCCGUAUGCAGAGAACUGCUUCAAGGAACUGUCUAUUUAAAAAGUAUUUUUGAAGUAAAUGUUUUAAAAUUGCAAAUGUGCUCUCAGUGCUCGUUUUACAUAUCAGGGCCAUCAGAAUUCUACCAUUGAAGUGUGCCGCUACUAGCCUUGUUAUUCGUGGAAACAUAGAAAGCUGGGGUGAACAGAGGUGAGUCAGAGAUCCCUACAGGUUAUCAUGUUUAUACUACACUCCAAGUACAUUUCACACCGUCAUUCUCCUUUAAAGAUGCAGGAGGAAAAAGGCCAAAUAUGAAAUGUUUACCAGUUAUUCAGUUCUUAUUUUAUGAGUUUCUAUAAUAUUUCAGAUGGAAAAAAAAAUUUGCGUAGUGGAGUUCCAGGACAAGGGUACUGCUGUCGUCCCAAGCUGCUGGCUCAAGGGUGACAAAUGUUCGUGGCCACCCUAUAAUUGUCAAAAGCUGCAAAAAUCUGUCCAACAGAUGGAGCAAUCCAGACAAGACUGGACUGUUUAUGACAAUGUGCGGUGUCUUGUAACAUGUGAUACCUAUGAAGUGGCUCACAGCCGCCUUAAAUUAGUUGAAGAAGGAUGCUGCACAUCUGAAUUGCAGUCAGAGGAGGAGACAGAAGAACCAAAAAAAAGGAAAAUGAGGACUAAUACUCGUUACAGUGAGUAUGUUGAUGAGGACCCUAGAGAGUCAAAAAAGAGACAAUUAGCCAAGCCCCCUCCAGUAAUGUUACCAGAGCUCUUCGGCAGAGGACCAGGACAGGUCCUUAAAUCAUUUCCACAUCAAAGCAGUUUGGGUUCAGUUCAAUUGUCUGAGCAGUGUUUUACUGACUUCCAAAGCAGCAGCAGCCCAGUGUACCAUACACUGCAAGUAACAGAAUAUGAAAGAAAUGGAGCAGAUCCGACAAGGCCAGACUCGAUGCAAGCCCUGAAAGACAUAGCAGUUGACAAGAUGAUGACCAUGUUGGUUAAUAUACGUGAGGAUAUAAAAGAAAAUAGAAAGGAGAUCCUUAAACUGCAGAAAGAUGUUGGAGAAAUAAAGGAAUGCAUUGGAACACAGUAUGAGAGUGUGGAAUCACCUGGUGCUGCUUUAUGUCUGCCCUUAAAGACUGUGGAGGAUUUUGAGGAGGCAGAAAGACACCUUCAGACUGAAUCAGUCCGUCGCAAAACCGUAUCCAAGUUUGCUGCUGUGGGUGGUGGAACACCAGAGACAACAAUACGCCGCAUUUUGCAGUCAUCACUGACAAACGAGUUGGCCUGUCACUUUAAUUGGGCUGGGAAAGGAUGUAAAAGGCCAUUCAAAGACACCCUUCUGAGAGACUGCAUAUUUGCUGCAGCCCGCCGUCAACAUCAAGAUUUAACAUUGAUGACAUUUGCAGAUGUCAUAAUGAAGUGGCUGCGCUAUGCUCCAGAAAGAGAAGGUGGCCUUCCCAGAAAGAAAAUGUAAAAAAAAAAAAUAUAUAUUGUAACAUUUUUUUCUAACUGCUUUAAGUUUUUUUUGUUGUUGUUUUUUUGUAACACACAACUAUGGCAUCACAUCAAUAUAAACAGUCGGGGGUACAAAAAUAACAGGUAAAAAAAAUUAACCAGCGUGUUUUUACAUUUUGGGUGUGUAAAUAAACUUCUCGUGAGCACAAAUGUGAAACUCGUGAGCAAAAAAAAGGGGGGAAUUGUGUGCACGCUGAACAGAAUAUUGUUCUCAAGCUUUAUUUUUCUCCUCUUGAGUGUUUUUUUCCUUUCGAAUUCACAGUUCUCCUCGGGUGCCAUUCAAAUUACCUGCAGCUGCAGUUUUCGCUUAAGUGAGUUUUUUUUGCACUGGAGUUUUGAAAGGGGUGGUUUUGACAGUUUGGGGGCGGGGUCAGGGUCGCCUCACUCAGC